GGCCUAAAUAAGCGUCCCCAAACCUUAGGUUCGGAACCCCGAAGAAAAUUAGUCUUGGUCUCCUUUAUCCACUUUAGUUUCAAUCAUUUUUACUCACUGGAUCUCACACUCUGAAGCUUAGAAAGUGGACUCAAGUUCUCGAACCUUUGACCUGGAUUGGAGAACUAAUAGAACAGACCGUUAAAUUUAAGAAUAGGGAUGGCAUUAGUAUCUGGAGCAAGAUCAACUCUGAACCCCAAUGCCCCACCCUUCAUUCCUGCCACUUUCUAUCAAGUGGAGGAUUUCUCAUCAGAAUGGUGGGAACUAGUGAAAACUUCAACAUGGUUUCGCGACUUUUGGCUGAGUGAGCACCAGGAUGAUGAUUUUGAAGGCAAUAUCGAGGUUGAUACUGCUGAUGCUGAGGAUAAUGAUGAUGUCAGCAUUGAUGAAGCACACUUGACCGAAUUGUCUCAGCUUGAGGAAGUAUAUCUGUCAUACAAAGAUAUUGGAAACACUGGAUUGUUCCCCACUGCUCCUAAAAAUGAAAGUACACCUCUUAAUGGUUUUGAAGAGGAUACUAAAGCUUUUUUGAAGAAGCUGAGUGUUUCAAAAUCUCCAAAAGAAAGAGGUCCCAAGUCCCCAGCAGGGUCUGCAAAGUACCAACAGAAGCCAGUCCGGUAUGUGAGCCCCAAAUGCACUCCCCGUCUAAUUCAUCAGCCUCGCUGAAAAGUUCCACACGAAAUUUCAGCUUGUCUCUUGCAAUGGCACCGACACUAGUAGUCUCACUUUAAGUUAAAUCUUUGUACAUGAGCUUGCAACCCUCUGUAUCUUUUGUUGUCAGUUUUCGUGUUUUUCUUUCUGCCAAGUUGAAGAACUUGACUGAAACCGUGCAGAAAUAAUGGUCCAAAUGUUGAGAAGUUUGUAAAUAUCUCAAGCACCCCAUCUUCAGUGUGUUCAGUUACUUCAGUAUUAGUAAAACAUUGUGUGGAAUGCAGCCCUUGCUUGAUAUUCAAUCCAUUGCUUAUUAAUUCUAA
Molecule: messenger RNA, 1013 nt
Organism: Quercus lobata
Lineage: Eukaryota; Viridiplantae; Streptophyta; Magnoliopsida; Fagales; Fagaceae
Product: protein EARLY RESPONSIVE TO DEHYDRATION 15-like
Exons: 3
Coding region: 199-705 (168 amino acids)
Source: RefSeq, a predicted model, not a curated record